UUGAGGCAGGCCCUCGCACUUUCCCUACGGACGAUGCCUUUCAUUCCUUUUCUGUUCAUGUUCCAGAAGGGAAUGGAAGGGUUUCCGAAGAGCAGCUAUGGAGCAAUGGCUGAAGGAAGGGUGGACGACAGUGGAUUGGAAGCACCUUCUUUGAGGAUCAUCCUGGUGGGAAAAACAGGCAGUGGGAAGAGCGCCACAGGGAACAGCAUCCUCUGCCGGCCAGUGUUCGAGUCCAGGCUGGGGGCCCAGACAGUGACCAGGUCCAGACCCAAGAGCUGGUGGAGGACGUCGGGCAGUGCUACCUGCUGUCUGCCCCGGGGCCCCACGUGCUGCUGCUGGUCACCCAGCUGGGGCGCUUCACGGCCCAGGACGUGGAGGCGGCGAGGAAGCCACACGGUGGUCCUCUUCACCCACAAGGAAGACCUGGGGGCUGGCUCCUUGGAUGAUUACGUGGCCUGCACAGACAAUGUCCACCUGCGGGGCCUGGUGCAGGAGUGUGGGGGGCGGUACUGCGCCCUCAACAACCGGGCGUCCGGGGAGGAGCAGCGCACGCAGCUGCAGGAGCUCAUGGCCGUGGUGCAGGGGCUGGAGGGCUGGCACCAGGACUCCUUCCACAGCAACGACCUCUUCCUGCAGGCUCACUUGCUGCAGCAGGCCGGGGACGGGGUCCUGCCCGAGGAGCGCAGGCGCUACCUGCACAGGGUGAGGCAGCACCUGGACAGACAGAGGAGGGCGCUGAGGGCGGAGCAGGGCAGCUGCUGCUGCAGGGCGGUGCUCGCUCUCAGAGCCUGGAUGGCUUCGCACCUGCUCCUCACUGCCCUCCUGCUCCUGGCUACCUUGAUCGUUAUUGCUGUCUCCAUCAAUCUGUGUAUCACGCAGGGGAAGUGAGCGUGCCCACUUGAUUUCUAGAAUGAGUUUUCUUCCGAUUCUCCGUCAGUGUCCAGGGGUAGGACACACCCUCUGCAUCACAGCUGUCAAACAUGUUCCUGCAGGUGCUUUUAAGUCAAUAAAACUGAGAGGAAACUACAGCUACCAGCACAACUAUGCUUAUUGCAGCAUUAUUUACCAUAGCUAAGAUAUGGAACCAACCC
Molecule: messenger RNA, 1091 nt
Organism: Dipodomys ordii (Ord's kangaroo rat)
Lineage: Eukaryota; Metazoa; Chordata; Mammalia; Rodentia; Heteromyidae
Product: GTPase IMAP family member 5-like
Exons: 4
Coding region: 34-888 (284 amino acids)
Molecular function (GO): GTP binding
Source: RefSeq, a predicted model, not a curated record